Fonsecaea nubica is the source of this 1212-nucleotide messenger RNA. RefSeq lists its product as hypothetical. Gene Ontology annotation, molecular function: hydrolase activity, acting on ester bonds. Bases 1 to 1212 code for a protein of 403 amino acids. Gene Ontology annotation, biological process: phospholipid catabolic process. The record is from RefSeq and is a predicted model, not a curated record. NCBI's taxonomy places the organism in Eukaryota, Fungi, Ascomycota, Eurotiomycetes, Chaetothyriales, Herpotrichiellaceae. The transcript has a single exon.
AUGAACUCUCUCGCUUUGCUCGUGGCUGCCGGUGCUUUGGCAUCCGCUUCUCCUUUCCAAUCCCGACCCGCCGUCUCGACUAUCGAGCCCUCGCUCACCCAGAUUGAGCAGUCCGCGGCCACUGCUACCAGUCUGUCACCCGUGAGCAAUGUCAAGGGCAUCGCCUUCAACCGCUUCUACCAGAUAUGGUUGGAGAACAUAGACUACUCAGCGGCUGCUGGUGACCCGAACCAGAAGUUCCUUGCGUCGCAAGGCAUCACCUUGACCAACUACUUCGCCGUCACUCACCCCUCGGAGCCCAACUACUGUGCUGCCGCUGGUGGUGACACCUUCGGUAUGGACAACGAUGAUUUCAACCAGAUCCCAGAAGACGUUGCCACGGUCGCCGACCUGCUUGACACCAAGGGAAUCAGUUGGGGCGAGUAUCAGGAAGACAUCCCCUUCCCUGGCUUCCAGGGUUUCAAUUACUCCAACCAGGUCACUUUCGCCAACGACUACGUCCGCAAGCACGAUCCUUUGAUCCUGUACAAGUCGGUCACGAACAAUGCCACGCGACGAGCGUUGAUCAAGGGGUUCGAUGGCUUCCAGGACGACCUCGCGAACAAGGCUCUGCCCCAAUGGGCUUUCAUCACCCCGAACAUGACCAACGACGCCCACGACACCAACAUCACGUUUUCUUCCCAAUGGUUGCGCAACUUCAUGAACCCGCUGUUGGCGGACGAGUACUUUAUGAACGACACGUUGGUGCUCCUGACCUUCGAUGAGAACGAGUCGUACGGGAUCCAGAACAAGAUCUUCUCCAUCCUUGUCGGUGGUGCCGUCCCCGAGCACCUGAAGGGCACCACGGACGACACCUUUUACAACCACUACUCGACGAUUGCCUCGGUGUCCCAGAACUGGGGUCUCCCGUCCCUCGGCCGAUGGGACUGCCACGCCAACGUCUUCGAGCUCGUGGCCAACAAGACCGGGUACAAGAACGCCAACGUCAACACCAAGGGCCUGUUCUUCAACUCGUCGUACCCGGGCCCCGUGUCUGACGCCCAGUACGUCAAUACCUGGCCGGUCCCGACCAACGCCUCCACAUGCGCGCACGGCAAGGGUGUCUUGAAAUCCGUGGUCAGCACUAUCAAGGGCAGGGCCGCUACCAUGAACUACACCAACCCGUAUCCCUAUGAUGCCUUGACUGGGAACGAUGUGCCGCCGAGAGUUUGA